Nannospalax galili (Upper Galilee mountains blind mole rat) is the source of this 4500-nucleotide messenger RNA. It is a transcript of the gene Kcnma1, whose product is annotated as potassium calcium-activated channel subfamily M alpha 1. Gene Ontology annotation, biological process: potassium ion transport; transmembrane transport. Gene Ontology annotation, molecular function: large conductance calcium-activated potassium channel activity. The transcript has 30 exons. The coding region runs from base 156 to 3881 and encodes 1241 amino acids. Lineage: Eukaryota; Metazoa; Chordata; Mammalia; Rodentia; Spalacidae. The record is from RefSeq and is a predicted model, not a curated record. Gene Ontology annotation, cellular component: postsynaptic membrane.
GUCGCGCACAGCGCCCCGAGCCCAGGCGCCUCCCCGCCCCCCUCCCCGCUCCGCGGCGGCAGUAGCAGCAACAUGGCUGUUGAUGGGUGUUCCGGGUGGCGCUGGCGGCGGGAGGAGCUCCCCCGAGCCCCUGCGCCGGCCGCCCGUUGCUAGCUAUGGCAAACGGUGGCGGCGGCGGCGGCGGCAGCAGCGGCGGCGGCGGCGGCGGCGGCGGCGGAGGCAGCGGUCUUAGAAUGAGUAGCAAUAUCCACGCGAACCAUCUCAGCCUAGACGCGUCCUCCUCCUCCUCUUCCUCCUCCUCUUCUUCUUCUUCCUCCUCCUCCUCUUCCUCCUCGUCCUCGGUCCACGAGCCCAAGAUGGAUGCGCUCAUCAUCCCGGUGACCAUGGAGGUGCCGUGCGACAGCCGGGGCCAACGCAUGUGGUGGGCUUUCCUGGCCUCCUCUAUGGUGACUUUCUUCGGGGGCCUCUUUAUCAUCUUGCUGUGGCGGACGCUCAAGUACCUGUGGACCGUUUGCUGCCACUGCGGGGGCAAGACCAAGGAGGCCCAGAAGAUAAACAAUGGCUCCAGCCAGGCAGAUGGCACUCUCAAGCCGGUGGAUGAAAAAGAGGAGGUGGUGGCAGCUGAGGUUGGCUGGAUGACCUCCGUGAAGGACUGGGCGGGCGUGAUGAUAUCCGCCCAGACACUGACUGGCAGAGUCCUGGUUGUCUUAGUCUUUGCUCUCAGCAUUGGUGCACUUGUAAUAUACUUCAUAGACUCGUCAAACCCGAUAGAAUCCUGCCAGAAUUUCUACAGAGAUUUCACAUUACAGAUCGACAUGGCUUUCAACGUAUUCUUCCUUCUCUACUUCGGCUUGCGGUUUAUUGCAGCCAAUGAUAAGCUGUGGUUCUGGCUGGAAGUGAACUCUGUGGUAGAUUUCUUCACGGUGCCCCCCGUGUUUGUGUCUGUGUACUUAAACAGAAGUUGGCUUGGUUUGAGAUUUUUAAGAGCACUCAGACUGAUACAGUUUUCAGAAAUUUUGCAGUUUCUGAAUAUACUUAAAACAAGUAAUUCUAUCAAGCUGGUGAAUCUGCUCUCCAUAUUUAUCAGCACGUGGCUGACUGCGGCUGGGUUCAUCCACUUGGUGGAGAAUUCAGGGGACCCAUGGGAAAAUUUCCAAAACAACCAAGCUCUUACAUACUGGGAAUGUGUCUACUUACUCAUGGUCACAAUGUCCACUGUUGGUUAUGGGGAUGUUUAUGCAAAAACCACCCUUGGACGCCUCUUCAUGGUCUUCUUCAUCCUCGGGGGACUGGCCAUGUUUGCCAGCUACGUCCCUGAAAUCAUAGAGUUAAUAGGAAACCGCAAGAAAUACGGGGGCUCCUAUAGUGCGGUUAGUGGAAGAAAGCACAUUGUGGUCUGUGGACACAUUACUCUGGAGAGUGUUUCCAACUUCCUGAAGGACUUUCUGCACAAGGACCGGGAUGAUGUCAAUGUGGAGAUUGUCUUUCUUCACAACAUUUCCCCUAACCUUGAACUUGAGGCUCUCUUCAAACGACACUUUACUCAGGUGGAAUUUUAUCAGGGUUCAGUCCUCAAUCCACAUGAUCUGGCCAGAGUCAAGAUAGAGUCAGCAGAUGCUUGCCUGAUCCUUGCCAAUAAGUACUGCGCUGACCCGGAUGCAGAAGAUGCUUCCAACAUCAUGAGAGUGAUCUCCAUAAAGAACUACCAUCCGAAGAUCAGAAUCAUCACUCAGAUGCUGCAGUAUCACAAUAAGGCCCAUCUGCUCAACAUCCCAAGCUGGAAUUGGAAAGAGGGUGAUGAUGCAAUAUGCCUCGCAGAGUUGAAGUUGGGUUUCAUAGCCCAGAGCUGCCUGGCUCAAGGCCUCUCCACAAUGCUAGCCAACCUCUUCUCUAUGAGGUCAUUCAUAAAGAUUGAGGAAGACACGUGGCAGAAAUACUACUUGGAAGGAGUCUCCAAUGAAAUGUACACAGAAUAUCUCUCCAGUGCCUUUGUGGGUCUGUCCUUCCCUACUGUUUGUGAGCUAUGUUUUGUGAAACUCAAGCUCCUAAUGAUAGCCAUUGAGUACAAGUCUGCCAACCGAGAGAGCCGAAGCCGAAAGCGUAUAUUAAUUAACCCUGGGAACCAUCUUAAGAUCCAAGAAGGCACUUUAGGAUUUUUCAUCGCGAGUGAUGCCAAGGAAGUUAAAAGGGCAUUUUUUUACUGCAAGGCCUGUCAUGAUGACGUCACAGACCCCAAAAGAAUUAAAAAAUGCGGCUGCAGACGGCCCAAGACGUCCAUCUACAAGAGAAUGAGCCGAGCAUGUUGUUUUGAUUGCGGACGUUCUGAGCGUGACUGCUCAUGCAUGUCAGGCCGUGUGCGUGGUAACGUGGACACCCCUGAGAGAACCUUCCCGCUUUCUUCUGUCUCUGUUAAUGAUUGCGCCACCAGUUUCCGUGCCUUUGAAGAUGAACAGCCGUCAACGCUGUCACCCAAAAAAAAACAGCGCAACGGGGGCAUGAGGAACUCGCCCAACUCCUCCCCGAAGCUGAUGAGGCAUGACCCCUUACUAAUUCCUGGCAAUGAUCAGAUCGACAACAUGGACUCCAAUGUGAAGAAAUACGACUCUACAGGGAUGUUUCACUGGUGCGCAGCCAAGGAGAUCGAGAAAGUCAUCCUGACUCGAAGCGAAGCUGCCAUGACUGUCCUGAGUGGCCACGUCGUAGUCUGCAUCUUUGGGGAUGUCAGCUCAGCCCUGAUUGGCCUCCGGAACCUGGUGAUGCCGCUUCGUGCCAGCAACUUCCACUACCAUGAGCUCAAACACAUUGUGUUUGUGGGAUCCAUUGAGUACCUCAAGCGGGAAUGGGAGACACUUCACAACUUCCCCAAAGUGUCCAUAUUGCCGGGUACGCCAUUAAGUCGGGCUGAUUUAAGGGCUGUCAACAUCAACCUCUGUGACAUGUGCGUUAUCCUGUCAGCCAAUCAGAAUAAUAUUGAUGAUACUUCGCUGCAGGACAAGGAAUGCAUCUUGGCGUCACUCAACAUCAAAUCUAUGCAGUUUGAUGACAGCAUCGGGGUCUUGCAGGCUAAUUCCCAAGGAUUCACACCUCCAGGAAUGGACAGAUCCUCUCCUGACAACAGCCCAGUGCACGGGAUGUUACGGCAGCCAUCCAUCACGACUGGGGUCAAUAUCCCCAUCAUCACAGAACUCGUGAAUGACACUAAUGUUCAGUUUUUGGACCAAGAUGAUGACGAUGACCCCGACACAGAGCUGUACCUCACGCAACCCUUUGCGUGUGGGACAGCUUUUGCCGUCAGCGUCCUGGACUCGCUCAUGAGUGCGACAUACUUCAAUGACAAUAUCCUCACCCUGAUACGGACCUUGGUGACAGGAGGAGCCACACCAGAGCUCGAGGCUCUGAUUGCUGAGGAGAAUGCACUUCGAGGGGGCUACAGCACUCCCCAGACACUGGCCAACAGGGACCGUUGCAGAGUGGCCCAGUUAGCUCUGUUGGAUGGGCCCUUUGCAGACUUAGGGGAUGGUGGUUGUUAUGGUGAUUUGUUCUGCAAAGCUCUGAAAACAUAUAAUAUGCUUUGUUUUGGAAUUUACCGGCUGAGAGAUGCCCACCUCAGCACCCCCAGCCAGUGUACGAAAAGGUACGUCAUCACCAACCCCCCCUACGAGUUUGAGCUGGUGCCGACAGACCUGAUCUUCUGCCUGAUGCAGUUUGACCACAACGCCGGCCAGUCCCGGGCCAGCCUGUCCCAUUCCUCCCACUCAUCACAGUCCUCCAGCAAGAAGAGCUCCUCUGUCCACUCCAUCCCGUCCACAGCAAACCGGCCAAACCGGCCCAAGUCCAGGGAGUCCCGCGACAAACAGAAAAAAGAAAUGGUUUACAGAUGAACCGGAUAAUGCCUAUCCCAGAAACAUUCAAAUCAAGCCCAUGAGUACCCACAUGGCUAACCAGAUCAACCAAUAUAAAUCCACAAGCAGCCUGAUCCCUCCAAUCAGAGAAGUUGAAGAUGAAUGUUGACUCCCAGGAGACCAGAACUAUUUUUUUAAAGCCUGACAAACUUCAUAAAUGGUGACGUGACUUCUCUUCCUCUUACACGCUGAAUCACUGGUGGAAACAUUAGGAUAAGCAAGAAAAUAAAGUAGACAGAUCUUUCUCUUUGUCUGCCUUGAAUAUUGCUUCCAUGUACUUUGGAAAAGAAAAUGAUUUCAUUUAUAAAUGAACAUACUGAAAUAGUCAUGUAUAGCUUCUAGCAUUUUAAAUUAUUUUUAUUUAUUAGAAAGAAAAUAUAUUUUUUCUUUUUUUUCAUUGUCAAAUAUCUUCGCUUAUAGCAAAUAAUGCAAAAUCAAAAGGAAUAAGUGGCCAGACUCCUCAAUGCCAUUUCUCUUUGUUCUCUCUUUUUCUUUGAGGAGAGUGAUGGGCACUACCACAAUUAAUUGUAACUAAGGGAAAUGGAUUACUAACACAAUUUUAAAAUGGCCAACAAUGUAUACAUGUAUUUUAGCAAAU